Molecule: messenger RNA, 1418 nt
Organism: Zeugodacus cucurbitae (melon fly)
Lineage: Eukaryota; Metazoa; Arthropoda; Insecta; Diptera; Tephritidae
Gene: Parp16
Product: protein mono-ADP-ribosyltransferase Parp16
Exons: 1
Coding region: 187-1290 (367 amino acids)
Biological process (GO): endoplasmic reticulum unfolded protein response
Cellular component (GO): endoplasmic reticulum tubular network; membrane; nuclear envelope
Molecular function (GO): kinase binding; protein serine/threonine kinase activator activity
Source: RefSeq, a predicted model, not a curated record
UUGUCAUUACAAGCUUGCCACAUUGGCAUUGAACUGCAUAGUAAAUAAAAUUUCAAGUACACUUUGAAUAUAACAGACAAAUUGAAAUUGAUUUAUUUUUUAAACUAUUGAAAUAUUUAAGAAGAAAAAACACCAACAACAAGCAAACGACGAAGAUUCUCAACAACGAACCAAACAACAGCAACAAUGACCUCACAAGCCUCAUCAGAGUGCGAUGGUCCAUCGUCCGGACCUUACGACGCCUAUAUACCACGUAACGGUGACUAUCAAAUUCCGCCAGAUAUACAAGACAAGAUCAAUGCCUUGCGUUUUCUACUCGAAACCGAUCUCAUCGCCUGUGAUGCCAAAUGGACGCUCUUCGUGGCCGCAGCACUCAGCUAUCGCUACGAUACGCAAUUGAAGCCAUUUCCACCGCGUUUUGUCACCACGGAUGCGGGACUCGAUAUCGAUGCGCUCAUCUCGGUCAUCAAUGAUACCCCAAAACUGCGUGUUGUGCUGCAGAAUAUUGUGGAGGAGAAUUACGAUGAAUUCGAUGCGGAUGUUUUGGAUCUGCUGCAUCAUGUGUUGGUCGUGCAACGUGAACCGUUGCUACAUUUGGUGGAUGAUAAUGAUUUCGAUGUGAUACUGAGUAAUAUGGAACAAAGUGAACAGUUGCCGCGGCCGACACAUGUCUUUCGCGUCUGCAAUGUGCCGGUCAUACACGAAGCCAUACAGGAGGAGCCGACAUACAACGAAGACGAACAUUCGCCGAAAUUGGCGUUUCAUGGCAACCGGCUGGAUUGUUUCUUCGCGAUGUUGACGCAGGUCGGCGCUUGUAAACAGCAACCGCCGAAUACGGAGAAUGCCGGCGAUGAACAGGAUGUGCCGCUCAAAUUGACCACCGAUUUGCAAGUCGCUUUGCAGCAUAGUCCGAAUGGCGCCGGCUGGGGUGCUUCCAGUUGCGGUUCGAUGAUCUCGUGUGUGGCGAUUUGUGAAUUUGAGAAUCAUCCAGAAUUUGUUUUCGGCGUUGCGUCGAGUUCUAUAAUCGAAGUGCGUAAACCGGAUUUGGUGCGCAUACGCUAUUUGCUCUUCUAUGGCAGCCGCUUUCCCGAUGAAGAUGAGCCGGAAGAGAAGCGUCCAUCUAGCUGGUUGGGUCGCCAUAAAUACUCGUUAUCGCUUGCUUGCUAUAUGUUGUUGUUGGCAUCGAUUGGUGUGGCCAAUAGCGGCAGUGGGCAAUAUUGGAAGCAGAUUGUCAGUAAGAAGGCGCAUUUGCUGCUGGACUUCUGCAGACGCAUUUUUACGCCAGAGUAGUGGGAAGGUGAAAGCGGGUUGUAGUUUUAAAAAUGCUUGACAAUUUUUUAUUUAUCUUUUAUAUAUAUUUCUGCUUUUGUGCACUGAAUAUUCUUAGUAAAAUACUAAAAUAAAUAGUAUUAAAAAAA